CCUCCUCCUCCUCCUCCAUCCCUGUGAGUCAGACGGUGUGUCUGGAGGAGAGUGGAUGGAUGAAGGGCCGUCUGAGGAGCUGAGACGUUUCUCCUGGUUGGUCUGAGGAGGAUCUCCUGCUGCUCCGUCUCUGAGCUCCUCUCCGUCCCAUUCAGGGGGAUGAAUGGAGGCCAUGGAGGGGAAUCCAUCCCAGCAGCAGCAGCAUGCCGGUAACGGCUCCCACUUCCCUCCCCCUCCCACCAUCAGCCCGGCUAUACCCCCCUACGUGAAGCUGGGUCUGACCAUCGCCUACACCAUCUUCUACUCGCUGCUGUUCGCCUUCGUCUACGCCCAGCUCUGGUUGGUGCUCCGUUACCGACACAAGCGCUUCAGCUACCAGACGGCCUUCCUGUUCCUGUGUCUGCUGUGGGCCGCCCUCAGAGCCCUCCUCUUCUCCUUCUACUUCAGAGACUGUGUGACCGCCAACGCUCUGGGACCCUUCGCCUUCUGGCUGCUCUACUGCUUCCCGGUCUGCCUGCAGUUCUUCACCCUCAGCCUCAUGAACCUCUACUGUGCACAGGUUUACUUCAAGGCCAAGUCCAAGUACACACCUGCCCUGCUGAAGUACAGACUUCCUCUGUACCUGGUCUUCCUGGGGGUCAGUUUCAUCUUCCUGGUGGUGAAUCUGGUCUGUGCCCUGCUGGUGAAGAUGACUGCUGCUGAUGUGAAGACCAUUGUCCUGGUGAGGGUGACCAUCAACGACAGCCUGUUCGUCCUCUGUGCCGUCUCGCUGUCCGUCUGCCUGUACAAGGUGGCUAAGAUGUCGCUGGCCAACAUCUACCUGGAGUCAAAGGGGACGUCAGUGUGUCAGGUGACUCUCAUCGGCAUCAUGGUGGUCUUACUGUACGCGUCUCGAGCCUGUUAUAACCUGGUGGUGCUCGCCCUGACCAACAUCGAAACCAUCAACUCCUUUGACUACGACUGGUACAACGUCUCAGACCAGGCAGACUUGCGCUCGUCGCUGGGAGAUGCCGGCUACGUCGUGUUCGGAGUGAUUCUGUUUGUGUGGGAGCUGCUGCCCACCUCGCUGGUCGUCUUCUUCUUCAGGGUCCGACGACCUCCUCAGGACAGGAGCACCGCUGGGUUGCCAAACCACAUCCUCUCCUCCAGAGGAUAUUUCUUCGACAACCCUCGCCGAUACGACAGCGAUGAUGACCUGGCGUGGAGCAUUCCUCCCCAGAAUGCAUCAGCGAGUCUUUCAUCGGACUGCUACGACUGGGGCAGCCGCCACAGCAGCUUCACCGUUCACACCAACAGCGACGAGCAGCGCCUGACCGCCACCGCCGGAGAGCUCCACCCUUACCCAUGAUCCUCCUGUCCUCUGUACAGCAGCACUCUGCACUCUGACACCAGUCGGUCGUUGUGUUUGGUUCUAUCACUGACGUAGAGGUUUGUAGAGUCACAGAACAAACAUGAACAGGGUUCCUACAUGGAUUACAGUCAGGUUCAAAAGCAGGUUUCCUUAAUUCUGUGUGACAGUAAAGGACUGAUCCAAAGAUCGUAACACUUUAUUGGUCCCAUAUUUUCCAGCUAACUGAAUGAAAAUAUGCUCCUCAUAAUUUAUAAAGCUUGACUUGAUUAUUGGCAUUUCUGCAGCUUAUUGGUGGAACUGCAUUCGUUUCAGGAAACUCAGAGAGAUGUUGAUGCUAAUUUAUGAACUAUUUUUCACUGAUGUAAUGUUUUCAUACUGUCCAAGCUUUGCCUUAAAAUCUUAUUAAAAUAACCUUUCCCGUUUUCCUUUAUAAUUAAUUGGAAUUUACACCUUGAUGUUAGGUCAUUUUAAUGAAAAUAGAUGGAAUUUUCCUCAAAAAUAUCACACUAGUAAAUGAAAGCAUUACCAGAAAGCCUUUGAUAAUAGAUCAAAAAAUAAUGUCAAUUAAAGCUUCAAGCAGCGUUGGUCGGGUCCUCGCAUCCUUGUGGUUCCGCUAUCUCACGCAUGUCCACCAGGUGGCGCUGCAACUGAGAGCGUGUAUCAGCCUAUGGAUGCCAUUGUAGCCAGACUCUGAUCAUACAUGUAAAGUUUGAGGCAGAUUGGUGCUUGUAAAGGCCAGUUAUACACCACUUCCUGUUUGAUGGUGAAACACCCAAAAUGACCGCAUUCUGCUGGUCUCCAUUUCCACGCCCUCAGACUUUUGCAGAGCAUUUUAGUAACUUUUGGUCAAUCAUGACUGGUGUAAAUCCUGGCCAAAUUUGAACUCUCUCGGGGUUACGUUGUUGGAGUUUAUACCUUUUAAAAAAUGUCCAAAAAUUACACAAAAUUCUCCAAAAUAUGAAUCAUAAUUCAAAAUGGCCAACUUCCUGUUGUGUUUUGGGUAUUGGUGCAAGAGGUUUUUUUUGUACAUCCUGAUGAGUUCAUCAGGACGUACAAAGAUAUAUGCGUACCAAAUUUUUUAUACUACUACAUGGUGCUCGGACCCUAAUAUCUGCAGAUCUUUAAAUUUCUCUAUAAUUGUUUGGAUGAGGAUUUUUAAUCAAAGCAACAUGGAGGCAGUAUGGAGACCAACAGAUCUGUAAACCUAAAUUCUGUUACUAUUUACAUUUACCACAGUGAGCUUAAGGAUGACGGAUCAUUAAAUUUGGUGACAGCAACGUCAAAAAACCUGCAACCAACUAUGUUAUAGCUGUAAUGAAAUAUGAAGAUAUUUGCUCUGAUUGUGAUGCUGGUUUGAACUGAGUUCUGAGAAGUGGUUAAAAUGGAGGAGCUUUGCAGGAAUUUGGUCCUAAUCUUUUUCCAGACUAACAGCGUGUAGGAACCCUGCUCCAGAGAAUGCUGAAAGUCGUACUCUGUAGAUGAUGUCGUGGUGCAUCUUUUAAAGAAUGUUUCUUCAUCAUUUGAGGAGUAUUUCAAUGAGGAUUACUCCGAUAUGAAUCUGACACAUUCUCCAUUUUAUCUAAAGCAACUUUUGUUUGGUGCAUUUCAUUUACAGACAAAGAAAAAAGAAAAGCAAAGUGUUCAAAUGAAAAUGACCCAAAUAGAGAACAUAGAAGCGUAAAUUGGUUUGUGUUCAGCCCUGCCUGGACAUGAAUGCUCUGAUCCUCACUGCUUUAAGAUUGUAAAAUACAGACUUUGUAACUGAUGAAUGUAACGCUGGAGAUCAGGCCGAGGUUUCUAACUUGGUUCUUGGUCUUCGGAGACAAAGAUGAGAUUGACACCAACACAGCCAGGAUAUUCCUACAGCUAGCUUCCUGCUGGACGACAGUUUGUGACUUUUCACAACUUUUCCAUUUAUUUUAUUACUUUACUGUCAGUCCUUUCCAGACAACCAAUCACAUGUUAGAAGGGGUGGGCUGUAUCACCAUGGCAACACAGAAAAAGAGAGGAGAAGCUUUGAACAUGUUGUGACAGGGUUGUAUUUAACCCAAACUGGGCCAUUUUCCUCGACAUAGCCCGGUCGUUUUGGUGCCUAAACUAGUCUAACCUUUUUCCAGUAUCAGGAGUUGGAGGGUUAGAGGGUGAACAGGAGAGGUGACAGUACAGUACCAUGGGGUGUGAUAGUGUUAUUUAUCACCACAUCAGACAAGCAUCCAUGCAGCCUGACAUACUGCGGUCUUCCUGUCAGGUAGUCCGAGGUCCAGGCCAUAAGGUCCUGGUCCACAUGAACCCAAACUGGAGAGCCACACCAUGUUGAAACAACUGGAGGAAUCGGAAAACUUUGUGACUUUUCCAGAUGAGAAUAAGCUCUGUGAAGUGUGUAGACCAGGACAUCCUCCAUACCAGCGUCCGCCCGGUAUGCAAACUGCAGCAGGCCCAGGACCAGUGUCUCAAUGGUUUUCAUGAUGUGGGACAUCAAAGCCACUGGGGGCACCGGGACUAUGCAGGAUGUCUUCCAGAUCUUUGGCACCUUCUUCAGUCUUAGGGAGAGGUUAAAGAGGUAUGUGAAGGUUCCUGCUAGUUGUCCUGAGCACAUCUUGAGCACCUACGGGUUGAUGUUGUCUGGUCCUUGAGGGUUCCCAUCCCACCUGACAGGUCCUGAAGACUAGGGGGGUUUGAGGUGAAGCGGGGUUUGGGCUGCUGUCUGGUCCAGCCUCCUGUCCAUCAUCAUCCUUCCCUUGGAGGGAGGUGGAGGUGUUGUUCCUCAGGGUCUGCGUGGUGUCUGGUGGAAGCAGAGCACCAGUCUGGUCUUGUGACGUUGCAGUGAGGGGAGCGUGGGUGAAGGUUUCAGGGGAGGUGGAUGUCGCCACAUCCUUUAUCAGCAAGCUAAGCCUGUUGAAAACCAUGUUUAGAUGUCAGCAAGCUCCUUUGUCCCCUCUACAGCUCCUCUGGGCCUCAUCAUGCCAGUGGUGGUCUGGUGUUGGGAUGUGGUGUCAAAAGAACCACCGUGGUCUAAUGGAUGACAUGUUAAGCAGCCUUGGUGGCAGUAAACUCUGGAGGCAGACCGUACAGCCUCAAUCCCACAGCUAGCGGUUCAACAUCAGGCAAACAGACCUUCCCUCUCACAGUCACAUGUCCAAGGUUGCUCCAUUUGAUGUUGGCAAAGACAGCGAGUCCUCCAUUGGGCUUCUCACCGCUUUGACUCUGUCCACCCAGUUCCAGUCAGGUACCUUCCUGUUCAGACCUGUCUCCAUCCUGCACAGUAAACUGAACUCCAGAUACUAACUCUGUCCACUUCUAAGGACCGAGAGUUCAUCCAUUUUGUUCAGCAGUGACCGUACAUUCCCCAUCAGCACCGCAGGAAGACAGGACUUGUAUUUCCACUUCUUCUCCACCUUCUUUCCCCUCACCGCUGAACCUGCUCGAUUCCCUCAUCAUCUUCUCCUUAGUUCCUUCGGAAUCUUUCGGACAUGCAGCUGACUGAUUUUGGAGUCGAUGUAGCUCUUGUCAUGUAUAUCUCAGGCUGUUGUUGUUGUUCUGUCAUUCCGUAUCGUUGAUUGAAACAUGCUAAAAAAGUGCUGGUUCGUAAAAAAAAUAGUGCUCCCAAUGAAAACAAUCAGUGUGAAAGAAGCAUCGGUGCUGUCAAAUAUUUACAGUCAUGGACGAAGAUAUUGGCACCCCUGGAAUGUUUCCUGAAAAUCCACCAUUUCUCCCAGAAACUGUUGCCAUUACAAAUGUUUUUGGUAUACACGUGUUUAUUUCCUUGAUGUGCAUUGGAAAAACACAAAAAAUCAGAAGAAAAAAGCCAAAAUUAACAUAAUUUUGCACAAAAUUCAAAAAAUGGGCCGGACAACAUUGUUGGAACCUUCAACCCAAUCUUUGGUUUCACUUCUUUUGGAAGAAAUAACUGAAACCAGUCACUUCCUGUAACCAUCAACAGGCUUCUUACUCCUCUCACAUGGAACUCUGGACCACUCUUCUUUUUCAAACUUCUGUAUAUCAAAAACAUUUGUAACUGCAACAAUUUCUGGGAGAAAUGGUGUAUUUAUGCCAGGGUCUCCGUACUUCUGUCUGUAAGAGUUUCAGUGUGGAGCUGGAUGAGUCAGUUUCUUCUAGUCUGAAGCUGAGGGUCUGAGCCAGAAACUAGUGGCUUUGGGGUGAGUCGUUUUCUCAGCAGGUGUUUAAAUGUCUCAGAACCUUCAGUGUGAAAUGAACAGAUGGGAAGGUACAGAAUCAGAAUCAGUAACGUAGGCUUUGAACCGGACCGCCAUGAUCAAGAGGAGCUGCUAACUUACCAGCUGAUCGGUUUCAAACCUCAGCUCUGCUCAUGAGCUCUGAAAGAACAAAACCUCUGAUACCAACAGCCCAUAGUGAGGUUCUCUGUAGGACGUCUGGACUCAGCCGUAGACAUCCAGAAGGAGCUCAGAGUCGAGCUGCUGCUCCUUCCUACUGACAGGAACUAACGGAGACGUGCUCUUUACUGCUGUCUGACUGGUUUAGACAUAGUUGAUUCUUUCCUGCCCUGAAUAAUCCUUGAGAAACUCCUCAGGUCAUUUCUGUUCACAUAUUUUUUGUCAGAACCUCAGAUGUAAACACUGUCACCUGAUUGGACGUGAUCAAUAAAUGUAAAUAUCAAUAAGCUGACAACCAAUCACCUCCUGUGUUGUACAUCCACGUUUCUAAGUCUUUUCUAACGUGUUGAGUUUCAUUGGACUUCCUGUUGAAUGAAAAUAAAUAGUAGCUGUUAACUAAUUCUCAUUUAGGACUGAACUGUUGAACAGAAGUGAUGUAAACUGAAUGAUCCAGAAGCUUCAGAACCAACCAGGAAGUUCUGCUGGAAACGGAUCUUGUUUUGCAGCGUUCACAUUUCUGUAAUGAUGCUCUGGAAAAAGCCUAAACUCUAUAUUUCUACCAGACGCAGGUUUUGUAAAUUCUUUGUACAGCUGGGAGGACGUAUUUUGUAGUUGAGCUCUUUUGUGUUUGUGGUUUGUGUGUUUGUGAUGACAAAAAAAAAACAACAUUAAAAAGACAAGUUGUGACUAUCAGGACAAA
Molecule: messenger RNA, 6403 nt
Organism: Acanthochromis polyacanthus (spiny chromis)
Lineage: Eukaryota; Metazoa; Chordata; Actinopteri; Pomacentridae
Gene: gpr137bb
Product: G protein-coupled receptor 137Bb
Exons: 7
Coding region: 164-1348 (394 amino acids)
Biological process (GO): regulation of autophagy; negative regulation of osteoclast differentiation; negative regulation of bone resorption
Cellular component (GO): lysosomal membrane
Source: RefSeq, a predicted model, not a curated record